UGUAGCUCGAAUCAAGGGUUAUUCUUAGCGUUUGCCACACUAGAUUUUGCUGUUGUAACCGAACCUUUGAUUCGCUUACUAGUUUGUGGAUCUAACGGAAUCUCGUACACGGACGGAUCUCUCGUCUUUACAGCCUGCUGCAGAUAGUACUGCAGGCUGCAGCGUUUAAAUAUCGUACAAAAGUUGAUUCGUGUAUGAUGUAUUUUCUUUGAUUUUCAACUGAUAAGACUAAAAAAUUUAUGACAUGGCUCUGGCUUUUCGAGCUGCUUUCCUCGGUCGAGGAUUCCGAAUUGGUACCACAAAAUGUACCUUGUUUAAAAUUAGUUUAGAUUCAUUAUCACAUGUACAGAACAAUUACGAUUACAAGGCAUUAUACACUUUGUCAACUGCUUCACGACAAACGUAUUCUACGUUAAGUGGUGCAACAAGAAAGAGAAACGUGAACAAAAGUGAGACUGAACAGUUUGAAGUGAAAAAAACUGAAGAUGGAAAGGAAAUUGUAUAUGAAGGAAUGCUGUCUCUCAGAGUUAGAAACAUUAAAUUUUUCUCUCUGUCUACGACAUUUUUGGCUUUAGGAGUUCAGCCUCUAAUUUACAUGAAAGCAGUUAUGGGAGGUAUUGCUACUAAAUGGACGAUACCAACAUUUGCAGUAUUGGCUGCUUUUGCUGUUGCGACUCCAGUCUUGCUUCACUAUGUUACAAAAAGAUAUAUAAUUCAAGUUUUGUAUGAUCCUGUUAAAGAUACAUAUACUGCCGUUACUUACAACAUAUUUGUUAAAGAGAAAAAGGUCGAGUUCACUCCUCAGGAUGUCACUAUCCCUACGAUACUUGGAAUGUUUACUACUUGUGCUAUCAAGGGUAAGCCUAUGUUUUUAGAUGCUGAAGACUUUUCUGAACAGAAGCAUUAUAUAAGGAUAAUGGGAUAUGAUAAACCAUUGGAUCUUCAAGGUGGUACCAUGAAACCCAAGCCAAAAAAAAUAUAUAAGCCAGACAAUGUCUAGUCAU
This is a messenger RNA of Phymastichus coffea, 1004 nucleotides long. RefSeq names its product transmembrane protein 70 homolog, mitochondrial. The record is from RefSeq and is a predicted model, not a curated record. The coding region runs from base 245 to 1000 and encodes 251 amino acids. The transcript has 3 exons. Gene Ontology annotation, cellular component: mitochondrial membrane. Gene Ontology annotation, biological process: mitochondrial proton-transporting ATP synthase complex assembly. Lineage: Eukaryota; Metazoa; Arthropoda; Insecta; Hymenoptera; Eulophidae.